Messenger RNA from Paramisgurnus dabryanus, 1715 nucleotides. RefSeq lists its product as uncharacterized. The record is from RefSeq and is a predicted model, not a curated record. Gene Ontology annotation, molecular function: signaling receptor binding. Gene Ontology annotation, biological process: inflammatory response; regulation of lipid catabolic process. Lineage: Eukaryota; Metazoa; Chordata; Actinopteri; Cypriniformes; Cobitidae.
AAGAGUUCGUGUUCAGACUGGUUAAAGAUGGCCAAGCUGAUGUUUGCUCUGUUUCUAUCUGCUGGAGUCCUACUGACUUCAACUCAAGCUUCCUUUAGCGAACUUCCAGAAACUUAUAAGAAAGGAGUCGAGCUGGCAUUACAAAACAUUCAUGACCACGAAAGUGUUCAGCAUCAUUUUCUCUUCUUAAAAUCGAUCCAGCAAUCACAAAUCGAGGCAGGGUUUGAUGUCACGUACGUCUACCAUAACUUUUACCUAAAAGCCACCAAAUGCACAAAAGGAACAGAGAAUGCGGACACGACCAUGUGUGCAUUCAGGAAUGAUCGUCCUCUUAUUGACUGUGCCGUCUGUUACAAAACCUACGCUGGAGAGAUCGAGCCUAAACCCAUACCAUUUGUCAGUUGUGUUCAUAAACACAAGCUCACUGAUGUCAUAACGACAGAACGAGUGGAGCACUGUAAUAAAAUGGGUUAUGGCAGUGGAUCUCCAACUUUGCUGGCGUCUGGUAGACCUUCAGACUAAACCUGGUGUUGACAUCUGAUAUUCUGGCAUUCAGCUUUAUUCCUGUGAUAGUCUAUCCUGUGCUUAUGUAAUUUUUGAGAAUGUAACCAAAAUGGGAAAUGACCGUAUACAGUGAAUAAUGUAGCUGUGGAUAUGUACAUAUGUUUGUUUUCAUUGGGUGAUUACACUUUGCAAAAUACUAACUUAAAGAGACACUCCACUUUUUUUGAAAAUAUGCUAAUUUUUCAGCUCCUCAAAAGUUAAACAUUUGAUGUUUACAGUUUUGAAAUCCCUUCAGUCGAUAUCCGGGUCUGGCGCUAGCACUUUUAGCAUAGCUUAGCAUAAUCCAUUGAAUCUGAUUAGACCAUUAGCAUCGCACUAAAAAAUAACCAAAGACUUUCAAUAUUUUUCCUAUUUAAAACUUGACUCUUCUGUAGUUACAUCGUAAGACCACAGAAAAUUCAAAGUUGUGAUUUUCUAUGCAGAUAUGGCUAGGAACUAUACUCUCAUUCUGGCGUAAUAAUCAAGGACAAUUGCUGCCGUAACAUUGCUGCAGGAGGUGCAAUGAUAUUACUCAGUCCCCGAAAAUAGUCCCCUUAUUAACUUUCAAUGGCAGGGGAUUAUUUUCAGGCGCUGCGUAAUAUCAUUGCGCCUCCUACAGCCAUUUUUUAGCGCAAUGCUAAUGGUCUAAUCAGAUUCAAUGGAUUAUGCUAAGCUAUGCUAAAAGUGGUACAGCUAGACCCGGAGAUUGGCUGAAUGGAUUCCAAAACGGUAAAAAUUCAAUGUUUAACUCUAGGGGAGCUGGAAAAUUAGCAUUUUUCUUUAAAAAGUUGAGAGUCUUUUUAACAAACUUACUUUUCUUGAAAAUAAGCAAUAAUGGCCUAGUAAUGCCUUUUAUUUUGUCAUGCAAUAUUAAAGGGAGAGUUUACCCAAAAAUGAUAAUCCUUUUAACAUUUACUCAUCCUCAUGUUGUUUCAAACCUCAUGUAUGAGUUUCUUUCUUCUGUUAAUCACAAAAGAAGAUAUUUUAAUAAAGGAUGGCAGUCACACAGUUAACAGAAAUAUUGACUUCUAUAGUAUUUCUUUCUCCUCCUAUGGAAUUUAAUGAGUGCCAUGAACAGAAUUUUCAUUUUAGCUUGAACUUAAUUCUGUGACAUUUGUUUUUUUUCUUCUGAAUAUUAUUUUUAAUAAAUAAAACUUUGAGCUAUCACAAAA